Molecule: messenger RNA, 1621 nt
Organism: Zingiber officinale
Lineage: Eukaryota; Viridiplantae; Streptophyta; Magnoliopsida; Zingiberales; Zingiberaceae
Product: serine/threonine-protein phosphatase PP1-like
Exons: 4
Coding region: 210-1163 (317 amino acids)
Cellular component (GO): nucleus; cytoplasm
Molecular function (GO): protein serine/threonine phosphatase activity
Source: RefSeq, a predicted model, not a curated record
UUGCCCGCUGCGUUCGCUCUCCCCAAAUCCGCACCGGAUCAGAAGAAACCCUAAUCAGUCGGCCUAUUCUCCUUCGUUCCGUCGGCGAAGGAGCUGCUACGGCGCCUGGGGUGGUAGAGGAGGGAAAGGGGAAGCUUUUGCGGUGGUUUCUCUGGUGUCGGAACGUGGUGAUUUGGGGGAAGGGGGGAGGGGAAGAAGAAGGCUUACUGAUGGAUCCCAAGGUGUUGGAUGGAAUCAUCCAACGACUGCUGGAAGUAAAGGGUAGUAAGCCAGGGAAGCAGGUGCAGCUCCUAGAGGCGGACAUCAAGCAGCUUUGUCUCGUGUCGAAGGAGAUCUUCCUGCAGCAGCCCAACCUCCUGGAACUGGAGGCGCCCAUUAAGAUUUGUGGUGAUAUCCAUGGUCAGUUUUCUGACCUUUUGAGGCUUUUUGAAUAUGGUGGGUUGCCACCUCAAGCCAAUUACUUGUUCUUGGGUGAUUAUGUGGACCGUGGGAAGCAGAGCCUUGAAACAAUUUGCCUUCUUUUAGCUUACAAGAUUAAAUACCCAGAAAACUUCUUUCUUUUGCGGGGUAAUCAUGAAUGUGCAUCCAUAAACCGCAUCUAUGGUUUCUAUGAUGAAUGCAAGCGCAGAUUCAAUGUGAGACUCUGGAAGAUCUUCACUGAUUGUUUUAAUUGCCUACCAGUGGCAGCUCUUAUUGAUGAAAAAAUCCUGUGCAUGCAUGGUGGUCUUUCCCCAGACUUGCAAAAUUUGGAUCAGAUUAGAAACCUAGCUCGCCCAACUGAUGUUCCAGACAGCGGAUUACUCUGCGAUCUUCUUUGGUCUGAUCCUAAUAAAGAGGUCCAAGGAUGGGGAAUGAAUGAUCGGGGUGUUUCAUAUACUUUUGGUGCUGAUAGAGUUGAAGACUUUCUUCAGAAGAAUGAUUUGGACCUAAUUUGUCGUGCUCACCAGGUGGUGGAGGAUGGAUAUGAAUUUUUUGCUGACAGGCAACUUGUAACAAUCUUCUCGGCUCCAAAUUACUGUGGUGAAUUUGACAAUGCUGGUGCUAUGAUGAGUGUGGAUGAGACCUUGAUGUGCUCAUUCCAAAUUUUGAAGCCAGCAAUAUCAGACAAGAAGAAAAUUGGUUUUGGUGCUACAACUGUUUCCAGAAGUGGAACUCCUUGGUAGUAUUGCAUCCAGGAGCAACAUCUUUUUUCUCCAAGAGUCAAGAUAUGCUGUACGCACAAAAAGUAUUGCUGCCUAAUGAAGUUGACCAUUUCUUUCUACUCUAAGAGCUUCCACUCAGCUUUCUCGUCUUGGUACAAGAUUACGUGAUGACAAACAAAUCUUGGAUCCAAAACAUUUUGAUGCUUUAAUGAUGCAUGCUCGUAAGCUAGAAGCUACCCAACCACCAUCUGCGCGUAAGUUUAAUGUAUUUAAUCUGAUGGAACUUUGGUGUGGGUUCCUGUUUGGAUGUGUACAUGUUCCUAGACACGUGCUGCAUGCUUUAGCUUAACUGCAUGGAUUGUGUAAUUGCAUGAUCUGCCUGAAGAGCUGCGCAGAAGGGUGGUACUGUACUGUCUUAUUGAACCAAGUGUGUGCUAUUUACUAUCUAAUUUGCCUCCAGAAAUUGUGCAUUCUCUUAA